AUGGAUUUGCCAAAGGGACUCGUCAAAGACGACAGGCGGAUAUAUGAAGAUGUUGCAGCGCUCACGCAGCCUCUCCCGCCGGAUUUCAUCAUAAGAAUGUGGCGUCUCUACACCACAACAAAUCUCAAGCUUGUUGAUCCAACCGCACGCCGCUUGGAAAAUCUAUGGUGGCAUGUCAUGGGCAGCGAUAGAAGUAAAUUGAAAGCUGCGACCGUGGCCAAGAUAUGGGAACACAUCUCCUAUGGCCCAACCUUUGUGCCUCUCAAAGGCUCACCGAAUCGCUGGGAGGGGCCUUCGACGCCUCGUUUUAACAGCCAGCAUGAGUCUGAUCCGGUCCUCAGCGCUCAGCAAAUGAAUCAAGAUAUUAAGAUGAUCUCUGAACAGUCGGCACUGAAGGAGUUGUCUGCCUCAUCAUCUCGACCCCCGCCGCCACACCCGAUUCUCAAGAAACAUAGGGGUGACUCGAAAUCUGGCCCUCGGCCGACAGCCCGAUUUGUGUCGCCUCACGAGUCUGCUGAUGAAGACUACCAAACUAGUGAUGAGACGUCGUCGGGAAGCACAGGCGCCAGUGGCCUGGAGAUGCGCACUUCAUCGGCAGUCUCCCCGGCGAAAUCGAGCAAGAAGAAGCCCUCAACACCGACGAAACGAUUUGUUGCAUCCGCGGCGGGUAAGAGAAGACCAGUUCUGCCAAGGAGAAUGAGCUCGCAGUCGUCAACGAACUCCGACGUUGGGAUCAAGGAAGCCGGUUCUGCCAACGGGGGCAAACAUGUGGGAACAUACAACGUGAUGCAUCCUCAUGCUGAAGAAAGUGCUAUUCUGAGCGUAUCCGGAUCAGAAGGAUUCGAAAUGCCGCCUCCUAGUGCCAAAGCCCUGGGGAAACGACCAGUCGAAAGGCCUAUUUCAGAAUCUCCGAGGUCGGACGCCUACGUAUAUACCAGCUGCAUCACCCGCGCUCUCAUCACCAAGAGUUGGGUCAUUUUCUUCGGCACGUUCCGGCUUUUCGGCGCCGCGUAUGGAGCGCGCACCCUCGAAUUCCGAGUCCUAUCGACCGAGGGAGGCUAG
This is a messenger RNA of Colletotrichum fioriniae, 1062 nucleotides long. The record is from RefSeq and is a predicted model, not a curated record. NCBI's taxonomy places the organism in Eukaryota, Fungi, Ascomycota, Sordariomycetes, Glomerellales, Glomerellaceae.